GCUUUCCAAAACCAUUUUAUGGAGGUGGAUCGAAGAAAAAAAAUGAAAAUGGGGAGUUCAAAUAUGAGAACUGGGUUAGUCAUGCUGCUAUUGUGCUGCCUGACGGGUGGUGUGAGUGUGAGCGCCCAGAGCGCAAACAACGUGUAUGCAUCGUACCACUACUACAACCCCCAGCAGAACGGCUGGGACCUGAACGCAGUUAGCGCCUACUGUUCCACAUGGGAUGCCAACAAGCCCUUCUCAUGGCGAAGCAAAUAUGGGUGGACUGCCUUCUGCGGCCCCGUCGGUCCCAGAGGCCAGGCCGCCUGUGGCAAGUGCUUGCUGGUCACAAACGUGAGAACAGGCGCUCGGGUAACAGUGAGGAUCGUGGAUCAGUGUGGCAAUGGUGGUUUGGACUUGGACUGGGGUGUGUUCCAGCAAAUUGACACCGAUGGCAGCGGCUACAACGCCGGCCACCUCACUGUGAAUUACCAGUUCGUCAACUGCGGCGAUGGUUAUUAUGCUACUGAUGAAUGAGGCCACACUCUUCCAUGUAAUAAAAUUGCAUCUAUAUAUUUAUAUGUAUGUAUGUAUUUGAUCCUUACUGCAAAUCUGCAAAUCUGUAUGAUUUGAACCCCUCCCCCUUACUGAAAUAAAAGAGUGGAUCAAUCUGAUGUGUGCAUACA
This is a messenger RNA of Nelumbo nucifera (sacred lotus), 665 nucleotides long. RefSeq names its product pathogenesis-related protein PR-4-like. Lineage: Eukaryota; Viridiplantae; Streptophyta; Magnoliopsida; Proteales; Nelumbonaceae. The record is from RefSeq and is a predicted model, not a curated record. Gene Ontology annotation, biological process: defense response to bacterium; defense response to fungus. Gene Ontology annotation, molecular function: RNA nuclease activity.